GCUACUAGGAGAGGCAUGCAGGCUAUCUGGUUGAUGUUGAUGUUGUUGUUGUUGGUGGCUAUUGCGUUGGGGAAUUCAGACAUAGAUGCACUCCUUGAACUCAAGAAGAGUAUUCAGAAAGACCCUUCUGGAUUAGUUGUUAAUUCUUGGGAUUCCAAAUCUUUAGAUUCCGAUGGAUGUCCUCAGAACUGGUAUGGGAUAUUGUGUACUGAAGGCAAUGUUAUAUCAAUCACUCUUGACAAUGCUGGUUUGGUUGGAGAGUUUAAUUUCCUUGCAAUUAGUGGCCUUACAAUGCUUCGCAACUUGUCAGUUGUGAACAACCAGUUCACAGGAAGUAUCUUAAAUAUUGGUCCAAUGGAAUCACUUGAAAAUUUUGAUUUGUCCCUCAACAAGUUUAGUGGGUCCUUACCCUCUAACUUUGUUGAAUUGAGUAAUUUAGUGUAUCUGAAUCUUUCUUCAAAUGAAUUUGGAGGUACUCUUCCUAUUGGGUUUAACAAACUUGAGCAGUUGAAAUAUUUAGAUUUGCACACUAAUAACUUUUCUGGGGAUAUUAUGCAUAUCUUUUCUCAGAUGGGCAGUGUGCUACAUGUUGACUUAAGCAGCAACAGUUUUUCUGGUACCCUGGAUUUAGGACUUGGAGAUGACUCCUUUCUCUCCUCAAUUCAAUAUUUAAAUGUUAGCCACAAUUCCUUGAUUGGUGAGCUAUUUGCUCAUGAUGGUAUACCAUACCUUGACAAUUUAGAGGUGUUUGAUGCUAGUCAUAAUCAGUUAGUGGGUAAUAUACCUUCCUUCACAUUUGUGGUAUCUCUAGGGAUUCUUCGACUUGCAUGCAACCAGUUGUCAGGUUCACUGCCAGAAGCUUUAUUGAUGGAAAGUUCAAUGAUGUUGUCCGAACUGGAUCUUAGUCAAAACAAGCUUGAAGGUCCCCUUGGAAGUAUUACUUCAGUGACUCUGAGGAAGCUUAAUAUAUCUUCAAACAAAUUGUCAGGCCCCUUACCUCUCAAGGUAGGCCACUGUGCCAUCAUAGAUUUGAGUAAUAACAGGCUGUCAGGUAAUUUGUCAAGGAUCCAGUAUUGGGGUAAUUAUGUGGAAGUUAUUCAGUUAAGUACAAAUUCAUUGACAGGAAUGCUUCCAAAUGAAACUACUCAAUUUUUAAGGUUAACAGCACUUAAGGUAUCCAAUAACUCAUUGGAGGGUUUUCUCCCACCAGUCUUGGGAACAUACCCAGAACUAAAAGAGAUUGAUCUUAGCCUCAACCAGCUUUCUGGGUUCCUCCUACCAAGCCUUUUCACCUCAACCAAAUUGACUAAUCUCAACCUCUCGAACAAUCAGUUUUCUGGAUCAAUUGGUAUUCAACUUCAAAUUCCAAAUAAUUCAUUAGUUUCAGCUGACAAUUUUAGUUUGGUGUUUCUUGAUCUUUCAUACAACAACUUGAGCGGGCUUAUUCCUUCAAAAAUUAGUAAGCUUCACAAUUUGGCAUAUCUCAAUCUGUGUAACAACAAAUUGGAAGGUGCUAUUCCAGAUGACCUUCCAGCUGAAUUGAGAGGAUUCAAUGUGUCCUUCAAUAAUCUUUUUGGCGUUGUACCAGACAACUUAAUGCAGUUUCCUGAAUCAGCAUUUCAUCCAGGAAAUACUAUGCUGAUAUUUCCACAUUCACAAUUAUCACCAAAAGAUACUUCCAACCUAGGUUUUAGGGAACAUGGGUUACAUAAAAAAUCUGUAACUAGGAGUGCCUUGGUUGCAUGUUUGGUUAUUGGUGCUUUGGUGAUGGCUUUUUUGGGUAUAAUGAUUUAUUAUAGGGUUCAUCAGCAAAAAGAAAAGACUUCUAAACAAAAUGGAGCAAGAGGCAUCACCGAAGAGAGUUCUUCCACAUCAAAUAGAGAGAAACCUAACAGAAAUUUGGAAGCAUUGCCACCUUCUCAAAGGGGGUCUGCUGAUGAUGAGAGAAACAUUCAUCCAAUGGUCAAGAAGCCAAAAGAUCUUGGCCCUUCUGAAUUAGUUAAGAAUGAGGAAGGAACUUCUUCUUCAAAGUCUAUUUUGUCCGCUUCAAAUCCUUCAUCUUCUAAAAGCCACCAGUUUGAGAAUCCUGGUUCCUUCAAAGCAACCUCUCCAGAUAAACUGGUUGGGGACUUGCAUCUAUUUGAUGGGUCAUUGACGCUGACAGCGGAAGAACUUUCAUGUGCUCCAGCGGAAGUUAUUGGCACGAGUUGUCAUGGAACACUCUACAAAGCUACACUCAACUCUGCUCAUGCAUUGGCUGUCAAAUGGUUAAGAGAAGGAAUAACUAAAGGAAAAAAAGAGUUUGCACGGGAAGUAAAGAAACUUGGGACUAUCAAGCAUCCAAGCCUGGUUUCUGUUCAGGGUUACUACCUGGGGCCAAAGGAUCACGAGAGACUGAUUAUAUCAAAUUACAUGAAUGCACAAUCUUUGGACAUUUAUCUCCAUGAGCCAGAUAAAAGAAGUCUCCAUCCUUUGUCUCUUGAUGAAAGGCUCAGGGUGGCUGUAGAGGUUGCGCGAUGUCUGCAUUACCUACACAAUGAGAAAGCCAUACCUCAUGGCAAUCUUAAAUCCACAAACAUUCUACUAGAAAAUCCUAACAGAAAUGCCUUGCUCACUGACUAUAGCCUGCACCGAAUACUCACUGCUUCUGGUACUGCUGAGCAAGUUCUGAAUGCUGGUGCACUUGGUUAUCGACCUCCUGAGUUUGCUAGAUCAAACAAACCAUGCCCUUCCUUGAAGAGUGAUGUCUAUGCAUUUGGUGUUAUCUUGUUAGAGCUCCUAACAGGAAGAAAUCCUGGUGAAAUCAUUUCUGGGAUUCCAGGGGUGGUUGAAUUAACAGAAUGGGUUAUGUUUUUAGCUGAACAAGAUCGUUCUAGCCAGUGUUUUGACAAGUUUCUUGUGGAAAAGCAUAAUGGAGAAGGAUCAUCUAGAAUACUUGAUGAAAUGCUGAAGGUGGCUCUUAGAUGCACUCUUUCAGCAUCUGAGAGGCCUGAUAUGAAAACGGUCUUUGAUGAUCUUUCAACAAUAAGGUAGAGUUGCUGAUCAUAGCCUU
Gastrolobium bilobum is the source of this 3052-nucleotide messenger RNA. RefSeq names its product probable inactive receptor kinase At5g10020. NCBI's taxonomy places the organism in Eukaryota, Viridiplantae, Streptophyta, Magnoliopsida, Fabales, Fabaceae. The transcript has 3 exons. Gene Ontology annotation, molecular function: protein kinase activity; protein binding; ATP binding. Gene Ontology annotation, biological process: protein phosphorylation. Bases 16 to 3033 code for a protein of 1005 amino acids. The record is from RefSeq and is a predicted model, not a curated record.